Capsella rubella is the source of this 1307-nucleotide messenger RNA. RefSeq names its product probable long-chain-alcohol O-fatty-acyltransferase 2. Gene Ontology annotation, biological process: lipid metabolic process. NCBI's taxonomy places the organism in Eukaryota, Viridiplantae, Streptophyta, Magnoliopsida, Brassicales, Brassicaceae. The transcript has a single exon. The record is from RefSeq and is a predicted model, not a curated record. The coding region runs from base 144 to 1265 and encodes 373 amino acids.
AGUUUAGAAACAAUAAAGCUUGUAUCGUUUAUCCUCUUAUUUUGUUUACAACACUUUGAAAAGUUUUCGCAAUAAUCCAAAAUAGAAAUGACGAAAACUUGACAAAUGUGAAAUAACAUUUUCUAGAUUUUGACAUUUUCUUCAUGUUCUUGUGGUUGUGGAUAAUAUUAUUUAAGGCGCAUGCUGCACACAAACAAAUUAGCAACCAACAGAACCAAAUAUCAGAGAAAGAGAUAGAGAUGGAAGAAGAGUUGAGAAACCUAAUCAAGGUAUGGAUCUCUGCCAUAAUCUCCAUAUCAUACUGUUACUACAUCUCUUCAAAACUCUCCAAAGGUUUUACUCGUCUCCUCUCUCUUCUUCCCAUCUUCAUCAUCUUCCUUCUUCUUCCACUCCUCCUCUCUUCUGUUCACUUCUGCGUCAUCUCAGCUUUCUUCCUCACAUGGCUUGCAAAUUUCAAGCUCCUUCUCUUUGCUUUUGAUCAAGAACCUUUAAGCCCACUUCCCUUAAAUCUCUCCCGUUUCUUCUGCUUCUCUUGUUUCCCCAUCAAAACCAGUAGUCGAAACCCUUCCUCAAAUCGAAUCUACAACAAACCUUCUAAAUGGAUUCUUGCUAUCAAACUCUUGAUCUUUUCCUUCUUAUUACAUGUGUAUAGAAACAACUAUGAUUCUGGUUUAUCUCCGUCCGGUUUCUUGGCUCUCUUUACAGUCCAUGUUUACCUUGAAGCAGAACUUAUCUUAGUCUCCGUCAGUACCUUGCUCUCUAUGUUUCUUGGCUGUGAAAUCGAACCGGUCUUUAAUGAACCUUACUUAGCCACUUCUUUACAAGACUUCUGGAGCCGUAGAUGGAACCUCAUGGUCCCAGCCAUACUCCGCCCAGCCGUCCACAUACCGGUUCAACGACUUUUUACACCUUUACUCGGUCUACACGGUGCUUUUUACAGUGGAAUGUUAGCCACCUUUCUUGUCUCAGGGUUAAUGCAUGAGCUGUUCUACUUUUAUAUGGUCCGUAAAUCUCCAACUUGGGAAGUCACUUGCUUCUUUCUGUUGCAUGGAGUUGCAACGUCGGCGGAGAUAGCGAUCAAAAGGACGCGGUGGCUUCCUAGGCCGCAUCUGGCCGUCUCGGGUCUUGCGGUUGCGGCGUUUGUGAUCGUUACAGCCAGUUGGUUAUUUUACCCUCCAGUUUUGAGAAAUGAUGUACAUAAGAGAAUAAUAAGUGAAUGUUUGUUGGUUGUUGACGUUGUUAAACACAUGUUGUCCGUAUUUUAAUGUAACGCCUAAUUUUGAAGAAGAGAUUCUUCUUUAUCCUCA